UCGCGGGGGGAGGGGUGGGGUUUGAAGGAAGCGGAAGUGUCAGAGCAGGCGGAAGUGGUACUGCCCUGAAUACCCUGAGCAGCGAGCGGAGGACGGCUUGAUUAACUCCCAUCUUUCAGAGAAUAAAAUCCGGAUCCUUAGUGCGCUCUAAAUCAGAAAGAUGGAUAAGAGCGACCUGGUGCAGAAAGCCAAGCUGGCAGAGCAGGCCGAGCGCUACGAUGACAUGGCGGCUGCCAUGAAGUCUGUGACGGAGCAGGGGGUGGAGCUUAGCAACGAGGAGCGCAACCUGCUGUCUGUUGCCUACAAGAACGUGGUGGGGGCCCGUCGCUCAUCCUGGCGUGUCAUCUCUAGCAUUGAGCAGAAGACGGAGGGGAACGAGAAGAAAAAGCAAAUGGCCCGCGAUUACCGCGUGAAGAUCGAGACUGAACUCCAAGAAAUCUGCAACGAUGUGCUGGGUCUGCUCGACAAACACCUCAUUGCAAAUGCAAGUCAGGCGGAGAGUAAGGUGUUCUACCUCAAAAUGAAAGGAGACUACUACAGAUACCUGUCAGAGGUGGCCUCUGGGGAAACCAAGAAGGACACGGUGGACAACUCUCAGGAGGCCUACCAGCAAGCCUUUGACAUCAGCAAGAAGGACAUGCAGCCAACGCACCCCAUCCGACUGGGCCUAGCCCUCAACUUCUCCGUCUUCUACUACGAAAUCCUCAACUCGCCCGAGCAGGCCUGCAGUCUGGCCAAGUCGGCUUUCGACGAGGCCAUUGCUGAGCUCGACACCUUGAAUGAGGACUCGUACAAAGACAGCACGCUGAUCAUGCAGCUACUAAGGGACAACCUCACUCUGUGGACAUCAGAAAACCAGGGAGAUGAGGGUGAAACCGGCGAUGGAGAAAACUAGAGCGCACUUCACUGUUACCCCUCCUCCUUCUCCUCCUUCUCCUCCUCCUUCCUCCUGCUCCUCCUCCUUCCUCCUGCUCCUCCUCUUCAUACACAUCGACAGCCCAUUCCUUCCCUCUCGUCAGACCACACCUCCUGACCUCUGACCUCCCUUCUGUAUAACCAACAGCAUGAAUGGUCCAACCCACUGUCACAGAAAAAGAAAUGAAGAAACAAAAACCAAUGAAGAUAAAGACGACAAAUGAAGAUAACAGAGGGGAGGGGAGGGGGGAGGGGCCUCCUCCUCCUCCCCCUCCUCCUCCUCCAUCCUCCCUGUUUGAUCGUAUCACUCUUCCAGGACAGGGAGGCUCAACUAUCAGACAGAUCACUGACUUUCAGACACCCACCCCACCCCAUGUGAAUCCCUCUUCCUCUUCCUCCUCCUUCUUUUCUCUCUUUAGCCAGUUAAUGCAUUGAUCUCUAGCUGUCCAUCCAUCCAUCCCUCUUCUCCUCUUUUUGGCUUUUCAUAGUGUACUGGCAAAUGGCUGGUUUUAUUCCACUUUAAACAACAAGAAAAAAGGUUAUUAAACUGUCCGUUUAUUUUCAACAAA
Sphaeramia orbicularis (orbiculate cardinalfish) is the source of this 1484-nucleotide messenger RNA. It is a transcript of the gene ywhaba, whose product is annotated as tyrosine 3-monooxygenase/tryptophan 5-monooxygenase activation protein, beta polypeptide a. The record is from RefSeq and is a predicted model, not a curated record. NCBI's taxonomy places the organism in Eukaryota, Metazoa, Chordata, Actinopteri, Kurtiformes, Apogonidae. The transcript has 7 exons. Bases 161 to 895 code for a protein of 244 amino acids.